ACGCGGACACGGUUUGUGGCGGACCUUACAAGUUACAACUACGAGAGACUGACCCUUGGCUUCGUUUCCACACCCAUUCUUCUUCUACCGUUUCAAUUCACUCACAAUCCAAUGGCUAAUCACGACGACAAGAAUGACAAACACGAGGAAUCGAGCCCGCUCUUGGGCAACCAGCUGGGAGAAGAGGAUGCCAAGAAAGCUCCGGCUCCGGUUCCCAUGAAUUUAGGCGGGUACGGGUGGACCGCCGACGGAUUGCCGUUGGGGCACGGGAGCGUGGUGGGCGAGCCGAUGGGCCGGACCCACUGGGACUCGAGCCUCUUCGCUUGUUUCGGACGCAGCGACGAGUUCUGUAGCAGCGAUCUUGAAGUUUGCCUUCUUGGAAGUGUGGCUCCUUGUGUGCUGUAUGGAAGCAAUGCAGAGAGACUUGCAUCUACUCCUGGGAGUUUUGCAUGUCACUGCUUGACUUACGCUGGUCUAUGCUUGCUUGGGAGUUUAGCCUUUCGUAGUAACUUCCUUGCACCAUGCGUUUCAUCCCCUAGCCGAACUGCCAUUCGUCAGAAGUUCAACCUAGAGGGCAGCUGUGAGGCAUUUCAUAGGUCAUGUGGGUGCUGCGGAAGCUUUCUGGAGGAUGAGGCGCAGCGUGAACAAUGUGAGACUGCAUGUGACUUUGCAACUCACUUUUGCUGCCACUCGUGCUCUCUUUGUCAGGAAGGCCGUGAGCUCCGUCGUAGAUUGCUGCAUCCCGGGUUCAAUGCUCUACCAAUCCUGGUUAUGAUGCCUCCGGUGGAGCAGAGCAUGGGCCGCGGAGCCUGAGAGCUUCUUCCCAUGGCGUGAAAACUUGUACUGUCUAUAUAUGGUACCAGUGUGAUAUGAUAUUGCAUAAAUUGUAUUGGGAUUAUCUGAUCUUGCUUCGUUUGGGUAAACACAUAAAUAAUGUAAACUUCAACUAUAUAUCCUGUUUAUCAUACGUGAUGUUUGUGGA
Messenger RNA from Corylus avellana, 982 nucleotides. Its product is annotated as PLAC8 family protein. NCBI's taxonomy places the organism in Eukaryota, Viridiplantae, Streptophyta, Magnoliopsida, Fagales, Betulaceae. The record is from RefSeq and is a predicted model, not a curated record.